Molecule: messenger RNA, 2706 nt
Organism: Cataglyphis hispanica
Lineage: Eukaryota; Metazoa; Arthropoda; Insecta; Hymenoptera; Formicidae
Product: zinc finger protein 652-A-like
Exons: 7
Coding region: 400-2556 (718 amino acids)
Cellular component (GO): nucleus
Source: RefSeq, a predicted model, not a curated record
CCUCGGGGCGCGGGGAUGAUGAUGAUCGCGUCGUGCAAAGUGUCAAAAUAUACGUCCGUCGUAAAAACGCAUUCCUCAACGUGCUCGGACAACGAUCGGAGCGAAACGUUUCGCCAAGACUCGCGUUCUAUUCGUUUUCGACUGGCCGACAUAUUCCAACACAAUGCGCAAACCGCGAAAACGCGACCUUCGUCAUAUUGCGACGUGUCGUUUUCCUUGAAUAUUUUGGAAUAUUUCGCGUUCGCGGUUACUUGUUAAAACACUUUUACGUUUAACGUAAUGCGAUAAUCUGCAAUCAAAAUUUUGUGUGCAGAUAUCAAUCGGCACAAAGACACACAGCUAUUUCUUAGCAUCAGUCAGCAAUUUACAAGUAUAAUUUUAGAUAUAUAUGACUUAAGAAUGGAGUUAUCGUCAGAAAUAUUGGAGAGCUUGGUUAUGGAUAAUAAAGAUGUUAUGGAGGUGCUGAAAGGUGGAAGCGUCACAGAGGAAGACAUUAUAUUUGAGUCUGAAGCAACUGAGGAUUUCGAAGAGGCAGAAAUAGAAGAAAUUAUAGAAAUAAUUGAGGAAGUUGAGGAAAGUGACGAGACUGCUCUGGAUGGUGAUGUAUCUCUGUCAGAGGAUAAAGAUAAGACAGUAAAUACAAAGGAUGGUGAAAUAGUUGAGAGGACAGAGAAAAAUAAUCUAGCAACUAAGAAAAAUAUAGACCUUUAUGGCUUUGACGAAGAGAAUUCCGUGUUUACUUCACAAUCUGCAAAGAAUGACUCGGCCAAAAAUAGCACUAAUAGCAGUACACAAAAAACUAUUAAUAAACAAGUUAUAAAUUAUGAUGUAGAUGAAGACUGGCAGGAUGAAGAAUUGGAUCGCAUAGAUGAAUUGGAUAAUACUUCUGAAGUGAGCAAUCAUGCGGAUUCUUUACAAACACAAACGGAUAAAAAACAUGUAAAUAAUCAAACUGUUUCGCUACAAUCAAAUAAAAUAGAUUUAAGAAUUAAUAUGGAUUCUAUAAAAAGAUCGGACAAAUCUCGAACAGACAGUGGUAUUGGAAAUAAUAUAAAUAAUAUUGAAGAUGAUAGUGAAACACCUCAUGAGAUAGUGAAAAAUGUAGAGAACAAUCUAUUGUAUACUGUGCUUGGUACAAAGAAACAAGAUUCAUCCAAGCAGCAACAAGAAAAACUCAACGAUGCACAUUAUGUCAAAAUGGAACGACUUGAAGAGAAUACUAUACCAGUCGAGGGUACCAUAUAUUAUGAAGGAGAUAAUAUGGAAACAUUAUACGUAGCGCAAGCUAUUGAUGACAAUGAACAAUAUCAGUACGAUAAUGCAACAAUAGAGCAAGAUGAACAAAUGUCUUGGGAAGCGGCGAAUCCUGAAUCUAAUCAAAGUCAGGAAGAGGAUAAUUCUCAAGAUCAAAUAUUUUUACAUGAGGACGAGGAUGGUCAGUUGUACUUUAAGGAUGCCAAUGGAAUUUUGCAACCAGUAUAUUUGACUGAAGAUGGAAAUUAUGCGAUUGCUGAAACCAGCGAUGAUAAUACUGGUAAAGAAUUGCAAUCAAAAUCUCAACAAAACAACGAUACGAUUGAAGAUGAUACUUACAUUUUACCUGAUUCAGAUAUCAAAUCCGUUUCUAAUAAGACAACCAGUAAUACGGUAUCGCCGACGUCGCUUCAAGAUUUUGAUAAUGAAGACAAUACUGUAACUAUAUCUUUGAUAAUAUCAGAGGAUGAGAAUGGACAAAAGAGAACUCAAGUCAUUAUACCAACAACAGAUAAUUUAAAGUGUGACAUCUGUAACAAAAGUUUUAAAACAUCCUGCCAAUUACUCAGACAUAAUAGAUUAAAACAUGCUCGCGAGGAAGAUAUAACUACAAGAAACUUUCCUUGCGAUUUGUGCCCUAAAAGAUAUCCGGAUCAGACUUCUUUAGCUCGCCAUAGAAAAACACACACCGGCGAUCGACCGUUCCAGUGUUUGGAAUGUCAUAAAAACUUUCCCACUUCUACAGCGUUACGACGUCACUUAACGCUACACAAUUCGCAGUCGCGACCACUUCCUUGCAUCUACUGCGGUCGGCGAUUUAUGGACAAGACUAGUUUAGCAAAACACGAAGAGUCACACAUGCCUAAUGAACAGCGCAAGUAUACAUGUGAUAUAUGUCAAAAGACUUUCCAUCAUGUAACUGACUUGAGUAUGCACAAGAAGUAUCACGAUCCUGAUAAGAAAUUCGAUUGCGAGGUUUGCGGUCGCGAGUUUAACAGAUUGAACAACUUGCAAAGACACAUGAUGGUACAUCAACAACAACAAGGAGGAAACGAGGAAAUACUUUCCUGCGAUGUGUGUGGAAUCACAUAUAAAUUCAUGAGUUCUUUGACAAGACAUAUGGUGACUACUCAUAUGAAUCCCGAAAAAUUGAGACAGCAAGCGGAAGAGCAAAGAAGGAAGCGCGAGAAUAAUUACCGAAAGUAUUUAGAAAAUCGAAAAAUGUAUGAAACUCAGCAUUCUUCGUACGGUACAAAACGUAAAUAUCAUUUAACUUCCGAAAGUAAUGACGAAACGGCCUGACUUAAAUUUUCUCAUAGUCUCUUGAUAGUUUCAUAAAGAGCAGUCAUAAGAUUUUUAUUGGUGUAAUAAUUCUGGACUAGCAAUGUCUUUGUAUCAUUCAUCAAUUGACAUAAAUGACACAGAUGUGCAUUUAAUUUAAUGAACAUUAUG